CUUUGGCGUAGCAAAGUGCACGUUGACGCAGCGAUUGUUCAGAUCAAAGAUCGUGGUGUCGCAGUCGCUUCGUACGGGUUUGAGUGGCGGCGCGUGAUUGGUCGGCGUCGCAUCUGGGAAGGGAGGGCUGUGCGCACAUCCCAUGAUGCUUCGCGCGUAAAUCUCGAGACGACACGAAUACGAGCGAGCCUCUUCCUUCCACUUCCUUCUCCGUUCGGCAGCCGGGCAGUGUGGACGUGCACGUAAGGUAUUGGCAGUACAUAGCGGCUUUGUUCGUUGUGCGGUGUCGGAAAUAGCACUUUUGUGCGGAAGUGCCUUGCACUGUGCAACGUAGAAGGUACCUACGAUAAGUAUCACGAUGGCCGAUCAGGAGAACAAGGAUUUCAGUGAAGAUAUCGCGGAACAGAACUUCGCGGAGCAGAACGGCGAGGCCGAGAACGGCGGUGCCGACGGCGACGCGAUGGAAAAUAACCAGGAGUCGCAGGAGGAGAGGUCGACCGGGGCUAACCAGGAUUCUCUGAAUGAUAGGAAAUUAUUUGUUGGCGGUUUAAGUUGGGAAACAACUGACAAGGAGCUGAGAGAACAUUUCAGCACAUAUGGCGAUAUUGAAAGCAUAAAUGUCAAGACAGAUCCUAAUACAGGACGAUCGAGAGGAUUCGCCUUCAUUGUUUUCGCUAAGGCUGAAUCUCUCGACAAGAUUAUGUCGGCUGGUGAUCACGUUAUCAAUAACAAAAAGGUAGAUCCCAAGAAGGCAAAGGCACGACACGGUAAAAUAUUUGUCGGCGGUCUCUCGACGGAGCUCUCCGACGAAGAUAUCAAGAAUUUCUUCUCGCAAUUUGGAACCAUUGUCGAAGUGGAGAUGCCGUUCGACAAAACGAAGAAUCAGAGGAAAGGAUUCUGCUUCAUCACCUUCGAAUCUGAGCAGGUGGUGAAUGAGCUACUGAAAACUUCGAAGCAAACGAUAAACGGUAAAGAGGUUGACGUUAAGAAGGCAACGCCAAAGUCUGAUGGUAUGAUCGGUAUGCGCGGCGGGCCCGGCGGUCGUGGCGGUCGUGGCGGCAGAGGCGGUCGCGGUCGUGGUUUCGGCCAAGGAGGAUGGGGUCAAGGUGGCUAUGGCGGCGGCUACGGCGGCGGCUACAGCCAGGGAGGAUACGGCGGUGGCUACGAUGGAUACGGAUACGACUAUUACGGUGGUGGUGGGUACGGAGGUUACGGCGGGUACGACUACAGUGGAUACGACGGAUAUGGCUAUGGCGGUGGUAGUUACGAUGGUGGCUACAGUGGUGGGCGCGGUGGUGCACGCGGUAAAGGAGGCUCAGGCUAUGGCGGCAAGCAAAGGGGUGGUCGUCAGAACCAGAGGCACCAGCCUUAUUAAAUGGGAAUCCUUAUUUAUGACUGCAAUGCAAAUUGCAUUGUAACUGCCGGUUUCACGAAGAGCAGUUUCCGUUCGUAACAUCCAGACUCAUCCAAUCAUUCCACUAGAUUGCAUUAUCCUUUACCGAAAUCUUACAGAUCGAUCGAUCCUCCAUCUCCACUUAUCGUCAUAAGAAAUUGACAGCAAUAUAGAGGCGCGCGUUUGCUUUGCAUCCUGUAUAUAUGAACAAGCAUAUAUACACACACACACACACACGCAUGUGAAUGCGCUUUAUUUUUCUUUUUUUCGUUCGAUAAUCGUGAAGAUAUUCGCGCACGCACUCAGACAUAAAAAGCACCGCGCGUGGACCCGCGCGCGCGCGCGUAUCAUGAAUACUUAAAUGUAACCGAUUAAUUACAAAGGACACACUCCUCGCCAGUUACUCAUCAGCGAUAAGCUGCUCUUUUGUCGCCAUGCGGCCAGAGUGAAAAUGAUGUCUGUCGACAUCACGACGACGUACCAUUGGAUGAUUUCGAGGACAAAGCAGAUGCUUCUUGCUGAUCAGUAGACAGCGGGCAAUGUGCUUUUUGUGAGGCGCGCAUAAGCGCCGUGAUAUAGAUGGUAGAGACGUCAAAUUCAUAAUGAUCGAGAUAUGAAACGAAUGACGAACAGAUUAUUGCUUCCUUACUAGUACGAUAGGAUCAAAUAAAUCCGUCUUUGUGUACAUAACGUGUCUCGUGUAUACAUUUUUGUAGUUUUGCUGACCACCUGUAGUAGUAACUUUUUUUUUCUUUUUAAAAUGCGACAUAAGGCUUGUUUGAAACAUAGAGAUAAUUAUCGUUUGUAAUGCUAGAUUUAAAUAAGACUGACACACAAUACACGUACACACACACACACAACAUGCAGACACACGAGGAAAACUUAUCAUACUCGUUGAUAAAAGGAAAAAAAAAAAAAAUAUAA
Ooceraea biroi (clonal raider ant) is the source of this 2317-nucleotide messenger RNA. RefSeq names its product RNA-binding protein squid (gene sqd). The record is from RefSeq and is a predicted model, not a curated record. Gene Ontology annotation, molecular function: RNA binding. Gene Ontology annotation, biological process: regulation of gene expression. Lineage: Eukaryota; Metazoa; Arthropoda; Insecta; Hymenoptera; Formicidae. Gene Ontology annotation, cellular component: nucleoplasm; chromatin.